Molecule: messenger RNA, 2134 nt
Organism: Chrysoperla carnea
Lineage: Eukaryota; Metazoa; Arthropoda; Insecta; Neuroptera; Chrysopidae
Gene: magu
Product: SPARC-related modular calcium-binding protein 2
Exons: 8
Coding region: 114-1880 (588 amino acids)
Biological process (GO): extracellular matrix organization
Cellular component (GO): basement membrane
Molecular function (GO): protein binding; extracellular matrix binding; calcium ion binding
Source: RefSeq, a predicted model, not a curated record
GAAGUUGCUGCAAUAAUAAGAAAUUUACAUCGGUAGUAUUAUUGCAAAAAUUGCAACAAAAAAAAAAAAAACCUUAUUUAAAAUAUUAGCAAGAAAAUAGGUAAACAACGAAGAUGACACAUUUUGCAACAAUGAAUAUUUCAUAUAUUAUUGUAUUAUUUUUUGGAAUAGUUUUUCAUUGGUAUUCCGUUUAUUGUACGGAAUUGAAUUCAACGAAUGAUUGUAUGACACGUGCUGAUGAAUGUUUACGGGACCCAGCAAACAACGCAAGGGGGCCAAUAUGUGGCACAGAUAAUCACACUUAUCGAAGUAUAUGUUCCUUACUAUUAGCACAAUGUCAAAAUCCUGAUAUUAGUAAACAAUAUGACGGACAAUGUAACGACCCACAACCAUGUUUACAAAGUUUACGUUAUGCACAAUCACGACGAAAUGCUGGCAUCACAGGAUUGUACAUACCAAGAUGUCGUCCUGAUGGAAUGUAUGCGGCUGUACAGUGUCGUGAUUCCGGUGGAACAGAUUUAGCUGGUGUGUCUGGUGCAAAUCGAUAUUGUUGGUGUGUAACACCCGAAGGAAAAGCUGUACCAAAUACAACAGCCCGUACAGGACGGCCUCAUUGUGGACAUCACAAGCGAAAUAACAAUAAUAAUAAUAAUAAUAAAAAUACUGGUAAAGCAAAAACAACGAGGCGAUAUUCUAGAGGUGGAAGAAAACAACGACAAGGUUGUAAACUACUCGACAAACGUGCAUUCAAUUCAAACUUAAUAAAAAUUUUCAAAUCAGAAUGGCAACGUGAAUUGACAUCAAAACCAGAACAACGUUCUGAAUUAGAAUUAGAUAGAAUUGUAUUAGAUUGGAAAUUUACCGUACUGGAUCGUAAUUCAAACGAUAAUUUAGAAAUAUCAGAAUAUGUUGAUUUUAAAAGAAUUGUUAAGAAAAAUGUGAAACCGAAACGAUGUGCUAGACAAUUUACACGAACAUGUGAUACCAACAAAGAUCAUAAUAUUACACGGCAAGAAUGGAUUGAAUGUUUGUCCCGAAACGCUAUUGAUGUAUCUUUGCGUGUGUUUUUGUCGCUGAAUGCAGACAGUAAUACUCGAUUAUGGAGUAGUCAAUCUGGUCAAUCAACAAUCGAUGAUUUGGAGGAAGAAGAAGAUAUUGAAGACACAAAACCAAUAGAUGAGUUACGACAUCCAAGAGUGUUUACUGCAGUUUUACAGAGCAUGCCAACAUCUGAAAGUUUACCAGCAUUUAGCGAAGAUUCAGAAGAACCACCAAUGGAAGGUGAUUGCUUGUAUGAACGUAAAUCGAAUGAACAACAAUCAGCGAAUUUAUUUGCACCGGAGUGUACACCAGACGGGCGAUAUAAGACUGUACAAUGUUAUAGUGAUUAUUGUUGGUGUGCAAAUGCCGAUAAUGGUAAAGGUAUUCCUGGUACAAUUGUUAAAGGUUCGCCACCAAAAUGUGACCAUAUUUCGGCGAGUUCAAGGACUAUGAAAGGAUGUCCUGAUAAUCGAAAAAUUCAAUUUUUGAAAGAACUAAUCGAUUUCUUCAUUCAAAAAUUAGGACAAAAUAAAAUGGAUAAUGGGCAAAAACGUGAAGAAAAAGCAGCCGUUUGGAGUUUUAAUUAUUUCGAUAAGAAUGGCAGUCAAUUUUUAGAGAAAAAAGAAUGGAAAAUAUUCCGUUCAAUGGUUGAACAAAAGAAAAAUUUACGUCAUUGUGGUAAAAAAUUACCAAGAUAUUGUGAUAUAAAUGGGGAUAAGAAAAUUACAUUAGAAGAAUGGAAUAAUUGUCUUGGUGUGAAUAAUAACGCAACCAAUUCAAAGCCAACGUUACCUAGAAAAAAAGAGAAUCCGUUAGAAUCAAUUCUAAAAAGUGAUUAGUAGUAUUUUGUGUAAAAUAAUUAUUUUUUAUAUAUGACAAUUCAGUGAUAAAUUAAAAAAAUUAAAAAAAUGCAAUAUAUUUUUUCUAUUGCUUUAUUAAUACGGUCUGCAACUUCGAAAAGAGGAUUGGAUAGCGAUGAAACCCUAUUUUAGAAUUGAGUGUUAGUUCCUUUAAGAAUUAAAAAUCCAAGUCUUCAGCCUCUGAAUAAAUGGUAUUAUUAAUUUUGAUUUAUUUCAAAAUAAUAUACAUUCUA